AUGAACUCCGUAAGUGCAUUUCAAUUGCUUGGCAUAAGAGAAGAAUAAGCAGAAAACCUAGAAAUGUGUAUGCUUCAUAACUUUAAGAAAAUCUAUGUUUGUCUGUAUGGUUGUAAUCUUGAUCCUGAAUAGAUAGCUUAUUGCAUAUUCUGCAAAAAAAGUGUAGAUGAUAAAUAAAGAUUAGUUCAUGAUCAUAAAGAUGAGUACAUUCAUGUAAUCGCAAAAGAAAUGUCUAAUUCGUAUUAUGAAAUAAGAGGAAAAUAUGAAUAACUAAUAGGCAAAUUUGAUGGUUCCUACAGUGAUUAAUAAGGUUUAUUUACAAAAUAUUCAGACUUGCUUGAGUAUUUGAAAAUUAAAAAAGAAAAAAUGAGAGGUAUUCUGCCCUAAAACCAAAAUUAGGAAUUUUAACUCGACAAGUAAUAUACAUAGCUAAAGAAAAUUCUUGAAAAAUUGUAAGAUCUGGAAAAUGAAGUAAAUAACACCAGUUUGACUUUUAAUGCCAACAAAAUUUUAGCAUUUAGAAGAAAAUGGGUAGAUAUGAAUGAAUAAUACGUAAUCAAUUUUCAAUUUCUUGAGGAUUCAAUCACAGAAGAGAUCUGGAAUAGUUUUAGAGAUGUUUUUAUGGAGGGAGAUUUAAGUGAUAUACCAGAAUUAAAUUUUGAUAAUUUUCGUUUUUUCACAGGAUUUAAAGAAAAAGCAACAAAAAUUUUCUACGAAACAAGACUUAAAGAGUUAUAAAUGAAAUAAAAUGAAUAGGAACAGAAAAUAAGGAUAAUGAAAGAAAAAAUUAAAAAAUUAUUUGCGAUAUGUGGAGAAUGA
Messenger RNA from Stylonychia lemnae, 819 nucleotides. The record is from the annotation of a GenBank genome assembly. Lineage: Eukaryota; Ciliophora; Spirotrichea; Sporadotrichida; Oxytrichidae.